Molecule: messenger RNA, 2683 nt
Organism: Hyla sarda
Lineage: Eukaryota; Metazoa; Chordata; Amphibia; Anura; Hylidae
Product: protein bicaudal D homolog 2-like
Exons: 9
Coding region: 194-2497 (767 amino acids)
Biological process (GO): regulation of microtubule cytoskeleton organization; protein localization to organelle; microtubule anchoring at microtubule organizing center
Cellular component (GO): cytosol; Golgi apparatus
Molecular function (GO): dynein complex binding; cytoskeletal adaptor activity; dynactin binding
Source: RefSeq, a predicted model, not a curated record
CGCCUCUUCAAUCCGUGACCGAGGCACCGGAAACAGGCGGAGAGGAGUCCGCAGCGGUCCGUACAUCUGUGACCGGCAACGGGGAGUGAACGGCACCGGGCACCGUCGUGUAAAUGUCCGUGUGAAAUAACUUACGUCACUUCGGUUUUCGGACAAGUUUCUCUACAGAUUUUCCUUGUUCUGGAGUAGCACAAUGGACACAGAAGACAUUACGGCGUUGCGGGCAGAGCUUGACCGUGUGUCGGCUGAGUUGCAGGAGACAACGGAGGAAAAGUUCCAGGCUGCUCAGUAUGGGUUGGCCGUGCUAGAGGAGAAUGCCGAGCUGAAGCAGAAGAGUUGUGACCUAGAAACUGAAUGCGAUGCAUUGAAGCUAGAGUUAAAGCAGAUGAAGGAGGCGCUGGCAGAAGCCUACAGCAACCAGAAAAGAACAGCUGCCGAUGGCGAAAGUAGAGAAGAAAGUCUGCUGAAGGAAACGGCCUCCAGGGAAGCAAAGUUUACAGGAAAGAUCGAUGAGCUGCAGAAUGAACUCCGGCAGAUGAAAUCUUUCAUUACCAAUACCUCAGCUGACAACGAGCGUCUCACCUUGGCUGUUCAGAACCUGAAGAAGGAAUGCCAUGACACAGAGAAGGAUAAAGUUCAGCUGCGGGAGGAAAUGAAACAAUGUAAGAUUAGGGAAAUGAGACAAUUGCAAGACCUCUCUGAGUUGGAAGAAGAAAAUAUCUCUCUGCUGAAGCAAGUAUCUGUACUGAAGGAAAACCAGGUGGAUUAUGAAGGGAUAAAGCAUGAGCUAAAAAGACGAGAUGAAGAAAUCGACGUUUUGCAUGGCCAGCUGGAUGAACUGGUGAGGUUAAAGGACAUCGCCGAGCAUCAGCUGGAGGAGGCCCUGGAGUCGCUAAAAAGUGAACGGGAACAAAAAAGCGAACUCCGCAGAGAGUUAUCAAGUUACCUGAGCUACGACUCAAUAGGGAACCUUCAUACACACUUUGAAGACCAAAAUGAAGAAGAAUUUGAUAGCGGCUAUAACUCUGGCGGCCUGAACAAGUCAAAUGGAGACAUCCUGAUGUCCACACCACGUAACAGCGACAUCUUCCAUCCUGGCCCUAAACUAGCGUCCGAUCUCUUCACUGAACUCAGUCUGACCGAAAUCCAGAAACUCAAGCAACAACUAUUGCAGGUUGAUCGGGAGAAGGCCAACAUGGAGAUAAACGUGCAAGAAAUCCGGAGAAAUUUGGAUGCAAUCAGCAAGGACCUACGAAAUGAACAACAGAGGAACGCCGAACUGGUCGAACAAAUGAAGACUCUCCAGAAAAACGGUAAUUCUAGACCCCAUUUUGGGAGCGGAGAUGAAAUGUCACAAUGUACCUGCGGGCAAGAAGGAGCGGAAGUGUCCAGACUGGAGAAAGAGCUGAAAGACAUAAAGCAGAGAUAUGAGAUGUUCGAGAGGAGGUACCAAGAAGAAAAGCAAGAGUGGGAGAUGAACAAGCAGGUGGUGGUCGAGGAGCUUCAUACAUCUGUGAAAUUGGAGAACGACGAUCGGGGACUCUUGUCCGUUCUUCAGGAAGAGUUGAGGACAGCGCGGAGACUGUAUUGCGACUUCCAAUGUAAGCUGAACUUGGCACAAGACGAGCUGCUGUCCUUCAUAGAAGAGCUGGCCCAUCUCUACAACCAUGUCUGCAUGCGCAACAACCUGACGCCCGACCGCGUCAUGCUCGAUUACUACCGGGAUGGUAAAGGCGCAAAGCUACAUUUCAGAAAGAGAAAAUCUUCAGACUUUUUUGGUAAACUUCUGGUAAACCCUGACUUGGACAUGUCUGACCUUCACAGCGGUGAGCACUCGCCUCUGAGCAGCCCUGACUCCUCCAUAGGGUCCGACUUUGGGGACUCUACAAGGGAACCUCUAAGCAUCACCCACCUUAUCGCAGUUGUUAAAGACCAGAUCAAACAUCUGCAGGGCGCCCUCUCUGUGUCCUGGCACCACACGUCUCUGGAAACCAUAACGUCCGAAAUGGACAAGGAGAAAGAGGUUCUGGUGGAAGAGGUCAUGAAGCUGAAAGCUUUGCUGAGCACUAAGCGAGAACAGAUUGCUACCCUGAGGACUGUUCUGAAGGCUAAUAAGCAGACAGCGGAGGUAGCCAUGUCCAACCUGAAAAGCAAAUAUGAGAACGAGAAGGCGCUCAUAUCUGAGACCAUGCUGAAGCUGAGACGCGAGCUCAAGGCCCUGAAGGAGGAUGCGGCUACUUUCUCAUCCAUGCGCUCUGUGUUUGCGAGCAGGUGUGACCAGUAUGUUAACCAGUUAGAGGACAUGCAGCGCCAGCUCGUAGUAGCAGAGGAUGAAAAGAAGACCUUGAAUGCCUUGUUACGGAUGGCUAUCCAACAAAAACUAGCCCUCACUCAGCGUUUGGAAGGACGGGAAGCUGCUCAAGAGACCUCGAAGUCGAGUCGGACAAAAUCUGUCACAAAGGCAAAAACUCGAUCUUCAAAAUCAAAAGUGAACUGAAAGUAGCUUCCGGUUGCUUCCGAUAUCCCAGCCUAAUUCUUCGCCUACACUCCUAUGCACGUGACCACCAGCCUCGAAUACAUUCCCACGUAAAGGACUCUGAAGAGGUCAUGCACAACCAUAACCCGCUUUACUAGCGUCCUGAUGGAGCACAUGUGAUUCCUAUACCUCCUGAAAUUGCCAGUU